Molecule: messenger RNA, 1326 nt
Organism: Daphnia magna
Lineage: Eukaryota; Metazoa; Arthropoda; Branchiopoda; Diplostraca; Daphniidae
Gene: tzn
Product: hydroxyacylglutathione hydrolase, mitochondrial
Exons: 5
Coding region: 316-1227 (303 amino acids)
Molecular function (GO): hydroxyacylglutathione hydrolase activity
Source: RefSeq, a predicted model, not a curated record
ACAUUGGAAUCUAUUUAUUUUAAUGAAAUUACUAUAAAAAUAUCUAAAGUACUGAAGACCUUCCAUGAACCCACGCAGCAUGCAAAAUUCAGAGCUUAUUUAAUGAAAUGAUAAAAGUUAACGGUGUAAUAUAUUACACAACAAUCAUAAGCAUGGUAAGGAGUAUAGGACCAUGAUAACUCAUCGUCUAGACGAUAAGCAUCGCUAAAAAGUGACGCCGUAGCUAUUCCAGACGUAUCGUCUAGUUGUGCGCGACCAGCCUGAUCUUGUUUCAGCAAGGUGGCCCUUAAAAAAAGAAAAAAAAAAUCAAAACAAAUGAAUACCCUUGUUCGUCUUCUACCGGAAUCGGUUUUACAAGCCCUAACUUCGGCUUAUUUUCGGUUUUCUGCUUGGAGGGCCUUUGGUUCAGGAAAUCAUAGCCAGCUCAAAACCUGUGUUGACUUGAAGAUGAAAGUCCAUAUCAUACCAGCCUUGCAAGACAACUACAUGUAUUUGUUGAUUGAUGAGAGUUCAAAUGAAGCUGCAGUAGUAGAUCCAGUAAACCCUAGUAAAGUGAUUGAAAUGGCUAAUCAGGAAAACGUGAAGUUGACAACUGUCCUAACUACCCACCACCAUUGGGAUCAUGCUGGAGGAAAUGAAGAACUGGUAAAACUUGUACCUGGUCUUGCAGUUUAUGGUGGGGAUGAUCGCAUUGGAGCUUUGAACAAAAAAGUCUCUCAUGGAGAUAAACUUCAAGUGGGAAACCUAGAAAUUCAAUGUUUAUUCACCCCAUGCCAUACUUCUGGUCAUAUUUGUUAUUAUUUGCCACCAAGCAGUGUAAAUGGGCAAGCAGCAGUAUUUACUGGAGAUACCCUGUUUCAAGGUGGUUGUGGUAGAUUUUUUGAAGGUACAGCUGAUCAAAUGUAUCAUGCUUUGAUCGAUGUUCUUGGCGGCCUUCCUGAUGAUACUCGCGUUUAUUGCGGCCAUGAGUAUUCUCUACAAAACCUAGCUUUUGGACUUCAUGUAGAACCUAACAAUGAAUCUGUCGUCAAGCGUAUAUCUUGGGCAAAAGAGCAACGUGCAAAAUCCGAACCCACCGUUCCUUCUCUACUAAGUGAAGAAAAGCUGUUCAAUCCAUUCAUGCGUGUUAACGAGCUUACCGUACAAAGGCAUGCGAAACAGAAUGAUCCUAUUGAAACGAUGAAAAUUUUACGCACCGAGAAAGACUCGUUUAAAGCCAAUAUAUGAAAACUCUGGCAAACGGCUGAAAUUUCGUGAUGCUCUGUAGGCCUUCAACUUGCAACGUCCUCGUUAUUGCAUUCGUGUGUUAUACAUAUUUCUCAAGUC